AUGGAGGAGAGAUUGAGAGGGAUGGAAAGGAAAUUGGAGAUAAAGGAGAGGGAGGAAAGAAGAAAGAAUAUAGUAAUAAAAGGUUUAGAGGUGAAGGAGGAGAAGAGAAGAGAGGCAGUGGAGGAGUUAAUGAAGAGAAUGGGGGUAGAAGUGGAGAUAAGGGAGGUCAAAAAAAUGAGGGAGGAACGGGAAAAAGGGGAAGAGACAGUACUGGUAAGAUUGGGAAAGGAAGAACAAAGAAAGGAGAUCAUGAAGAGUAAAAAGAAAUUGAAGGGAAGAAAAGAAAGGGUUAUGGAAGACUUGACGUGGAGGGAAAGGAAAAUGAGAUGGAAUUUGGAGGAAAUUGCGAGAAAGGAGGGGAGAAAAGGGAAAAAAGUGUGGAUAGGAUACGGGAGGAUACAGAUAGAGGAGCAGUGGUGGAAAUGGGACGAAGAGGAGGAAGUGCUUAGGGAUGGAAAAGGAAGAAUGAGAGUAGUGGAUCAGGGGGAAGGCAAACGGGGAGGAGAGAGGGGCAUAGAGUAG
Messenger RNA from Wasmannia auropunctata (little fire ant), 522 nucleotides. RefSeq names its product trichohyalin-like. The coding region runs from base 1 to 522 and encodes 173 amino acids. The transcript has a single exon. NCBI's taxonomy places the organism in Eukaryota, Metazoa, Arthropoda, Insecta, Hymenoptera, Formicidae. The record is from RefSeq and is a predicted model, not a curated record.